Staurois parvus is the source of this 807-nucleotide messenger RNA. The record is from the annotation of a GenBank genome assembly. Lineage: Eukaryota; Metazoa; Chordata; Amphibia; Anura; Ranidae.
AUGUUCUAUGCUCUCCUGGGGAUUCCGCUCACUUUGGUCAUGUUUCAGAGCCUGGGUGAAAGGAUUAACACCUUUGUAAGGUAUCUCCUCUACCGCAUCAAGAAGUGCCUUGGAAUGAGACGAGCUGAGGUUUCAAUGGCCAACAUGGUCAUUAUUGGAUUUUUUUCCUGUAUAAGCACAUUGUGCAUUGGUGCAGCUGCGUUUUCACACUAUGAGCAAUGGAGCUUUUUUCAUGCCUACUAUUACUGCUUUAUAACCCUUACUACCAUUGGGUUUGGAGACUAUGUGGCGCUCCAGAAGGAUGCAGCCCUACAAAACAAGCCACAGUAUGUUGCCUUUAGCUUUGUGUACAUAUUAACGGGACUUACAGUCAUAGGAGCAUUCCUCAAUUUGGUGGUCCUACGGUUCAUGACCAUGAAUGCAGAGGAUGAGAAAAGGGAUGCCGAACAUCGAGCUCUGCUGAACCGAAAUGGACACUCCAGCAUACACACCAAUGACACUAGUUCCUCCAGUGGUGGUUUUCGAAAUGUCUACGCUGAGGUUCUUCACUUCCAGUCCAUGUGUUCUUGUUUGUGGUAUAAGAGUAGGGAAAAACUACAGUACUCUAUUCCCAUGAUCAUACCUCGGGAUUUGUCUACAUCAGACAACUGCAUGGAGCAAAACCACCACUCACCUGGUAGAUACAUGGGCACGCCGUCCAAUGGAUGCAUUUGCAAUACCCAGCAUUCAGCCAUUAGCUCAGUAUCAACGGGACUGCACAGUCUCUCUGCCUUUAGGGGACUCAUGAAGCGGAGAAGUUCUGUGUAA